AUGGCAUUCGCCAAGCCGCUCGGACCGCAGAGCCUGGAUGGGCUUGUACCACAGAUGUCGUCCACGGCAUGUGGGGCUUUUGUCAGACGUCGGUGUAUGCGGCAGGGCAAUGUACGUUGGGAGGCAACUGUGUUGACGAAUUUGCGUGCACAACUGGCUGUGGGAGGGUCGGAGACACUUCCCUCAGGACCUUUACGUGGUGAGCAGACACUCGUGCGGGUGACUCCUGGCUUCUCUCGAACAGACUCCACCAGUCAAUACUGCACGGAUGCUCUGUUGACAGUCGAGCCGUCUCAAGUAUAUCUUUACAAGGGCUGUGGAGACUACCCAGCGACCGAUCUACUCCAGGCUACAUUCAGCAUCACAUCUCAACGUACUUCGUCUACAAUAUCACGACAGGUCACGUCGGCAAUAUCAACUAUACCACCGCUUUCAACACCAUCCACAGCUGCCGAAGAAUCCGCUUCCUCUACCACAUCUGUCACAUCCCCGGCUAGUCCGUCCUCGGUCAGCUUACCGGAGCAGCAAAAUAACAAUGGAGCUAUCGUUGGAGGAGUCGUAGGUGGAGUUGCACUCAUUUUUUUCAUGGUUUUGGCAGUGCUUUGGAUUCGGAAACGGAAGGGCGGUAAUGCACAAGUGCCAGCCUAUUCUGAGCAAAAGCCGGUUUGGGCCCACGAGCUGCCGCCUUGA
This is a messenger RNA of Endocarpon pusillum Z07020, 690 nucleotides long. RefSeq lists its product as uncharacterized. The transcript has 2 exons. The record is from RefSeq and is a predicted model, not a curated record. NCBI's taxonomy places the organism in Eukaryota, Fungi, Ascomycota, Eurotiomycetes, Verrucariales, Verrucariaceae. The coding region runs from base 1 to 690 and encodes 229 amino acids.